UACGGUUGGCAUGUGGGGGUACAUGCCUCAUAAUUGCACCUAACAAUAAAUGUUGUUCCUUAGGAUAUAAUUUUGAUUUAAGUUGUAAUGGGAAGGUGAGAUGUGUCCAUCAACGCCAGCACAUGUUCAGGAAGGGAGGGAGGAUUGGAAGGUCAGCAAUCAAAAGCAACCCCUCGUAUAAGGACGCUCCUAGUGAUCAUAUGAAUUUCUACGUACAUCCCACGUGUCCUCUACCUAUUGGGUGUUAGUGCACGAAACCAGACACCUAGGCUGCCUUAAAGAAGCAAUUCAGCUUAAUUUAUAAGGCUCUUGAGUUCUGAAUCCCUCCCGGCUUUUGGCCUGUUCCACUCACAUAUUAAUUCUUCAUUUGAUCAGUCUUGCGUUGCUUUAUUCUAUCUUUUCAGUUCAGAUCUGGGAUAUUCCAGGUCCAAGCUGAAGCUAUGGCGGAGAAGAAGGUGACGACUAUGGUGCUGAAGGUAGACCUUCAGUGCUGUCGCUGCUACAAGAAGGUGAAGAAAGUACUCUCUAAGAUCCCUCAAAUACAAGACCAGGUAUACAACGAGAAGGCCAACACGGUGACGAUCACCGUGGUAUGCUGCAGUCCGGAGAAGAUCAGGGACAAGAUAUGCUGCAAGGGUGGCGGAUCCAUCAAGAGCAUUGAGAUCAAACCACCACCCCCAAAACCCAAGGAGCCGGAGAAGAAACCUGAAAAACCUAAAGAAGCCGAGAAAAAACCUGAAAAGCCUAAAGAACCGGAGAAGAAACCUGAAAAACCCAAAGAACCUGAGAAGAAGCUCAAGGAGCCUGACAAGAAACCUGAAAAACCAAAAGAAGCUGAGAAGCCUAAAGUGCCCGAAAAGAAGCCUGAGAAGCCUAAGGAAGCUGAAAAACCCCCAGCCCCAGCCCCAGCCCCAGCACCCGCACCUGCACCAGCACCAGCACCAGCCCCAGCACCAAAGCCUAUAGAACCGGCACCUCCACCGCCAAUGGCCUAUCCCCCACUUGGUUAUUGUUGCACAGACUGUUAUCAUGGCCGUGGUGGGGGACCUUGCUACUAUGGUGGACCACCGCCACGCCCAUGUUACGAGACUUAUGGUAGACCAGUUUAUGAUAGCUGGGGCUGCAGUGGCGGCGACUACAAGUACUGUUAUACGAGUCGCGGAGAGUGUUUAAGCGAAGAAAACCCCCAAGCUUGCUCAAUUAUGUAACGUGGCACAUACUAAAUGAGCAUCGUCAAUUUCCAUGACAUCACUGAUAAUCUUCUAGUUGUCUCUGUUGAAUAUUGAGUCAGUUUUACUCCCAUGUGAAAUUGUUUUUCUUUUUAGUUAUCCAUAAACAAGAAAUUGCUUUUUCCUUCUCGACUAUAGACAUUUCGUAGGUCAUAUAAGAAAAACUAAUAAGGUUGGUGGUGGUGGACAACCGACGGGUCAUUUCAGACUUACAAAAAGUUUGUGGCCCUUUUUUAUUUAUUUAAUAAAUAAAAAAGUAUCUGUUAAUGAUUUGCA
This is a messenger RNA of Theobroma cacao (cacao), 1505 nucleotides long. RefSeq lists its product as uncharacterized. Gene Ontology annotation, molecular function: metal ion binding. Lineage: Eukaryota; Viridiplantae; Streptophyta; Magnoliopsida; Malvales; Malvaceae. The record is from RefSeq and is a predicted model, not a curated record.